GAGGAGAAGAGGAGGUGCAGGAGAACUUUCCCCCAGAGGAGGAGGUGGUUGUCACACGUUUUCCCCGGGAGCGUUUAUUAAUUUUGCGGGAACGAACGGUGGGGAGAUUUGGAAACAUCAUGCCUGCUGAAGUGAAGCAGGAGCAGAGCCCCAGCAGCGCCACAUCCCUGGCUAUGAUGCAGGAGCCGCAGGAGGUGGUGGAGGAGACGGUCACCAUAGAGGAGGACCCUGGCACCCCCACCUCCCACGUCUCGGUGGUCACCUCUGACGAUGGCACCACACGACGCACAGAAACCAAGGUGACUAAGAUGGUGAAGACGGUGACCACACGGACAGUGCGUCAGGUGCCCCUCGGCCCGGAUGGCCUGCCCCUCCCUGAGGGCUCGUCUCCACUGGGCAGCUACACCGACUCCAUCGACAGGCGCUACAUGAAGAACGGAGGCGACCGCUUCAUCACGCCUCAAGCAUCCUCCACCCUGACGCGCUCCUACAACAACUCCUACAACGAUUCAUAUGGCGAGGCACCUGAGAGCCAGUACGUUCGCCAUUACGGGCUGCACGACGGCUACACCGACCUGACAGACAACUACGGCAGCCUCUCACGUGGCGUCAACUUCCGGCCGCCGCGCUACCCCUACAUGCCAAACAGCUACCGGCCCGAGAACAGCUACACUCUCCCUAUUCGCAAGGAUGACUAUGGCCAUGUUGCCCAGCCCCAGGUCCCUAUGGGCAGCAGCACUGUGGAUCUGAACCGCUCGCAGCCCGAGCGCUUCCAGGCCGAGCCGUACGGCCUGGAGGACGAUCGUCGCAGCUUGGGCCCUGAAGAGGAGGAGCCAUAUGAGCUGGAACCCGACUACUCCACUGCCAACCGACGCACCCUGCAGGGGGCCAACCGGGGUCGCACCCAUCGGGAACCUCUGCGUGACGGGCCCAGAGUCAGAGGGUACCCAGAUGACCCCAACGAGACAGAGCUGAUCGAUGAGCGCCACCCGUAUAUCCAUGGCAUGUAUUCAGCACCGCUGGCCCAGCCGGAGAGGGGGAGCAUGGCCAGUCUGGACCGCAUGGUUGGCCGGCGUUCACCCUCCAUCGACAGCAUCCGCAAGGACCCACGCUGGCGUGACCCAGACCUCACCGAGGUCAUUGCCAUGCUUGGCCACCCCAUCGACCCAGUCAAAUCCAAUGCCGCUGCCUACCUGCAGCACCUGUGUUACGAAAACGACAAGAUUAAAAAAGACGUGCGUCAGCUGAAGGGGAUUCCGGUUCUUUCGGGGCUUCUGGACCACCCCAAAUCUGAAGUCCACCGCAAAGCGUGUGGUGCCCUGCGCAACAUCUCCUACGGCAAGGACAAUGACAACAAGGUGGCCAUCAAGAACUGCGACGGCAUCCCGGCUCUCGUCCGCCUGCUGAGGAAGACCAAUGACAUGGAGGUUCGAGAGCUCAUCACCGGAACCCUGUGGAAUCUGUCGUCCUAUGAGCCCUUGAAGAUGGUGAUCAUCAACCACGGCCUGCAGACCGUGACCAACGAGGUCAUCAUUCCCCACUCGGGGUGGGAGCACGAGCCGAACGAGGACUCCAAGCCGCGCGAUGCAGAGUGGACCACCGUCUUCAAGAACACCUCUGGCUGCCUCAGAAAUGUCAGCUCAGACGGAGCAGAGGCUCGGCGCAGACUGAGGGAAUGUGACGGAUUGGUGGACGCCCUGCUGCACGCUCUCCAAUCAGCUGUAGGGAAGAAAGACAUGGACAAUAAGUCCGUGGAGAACUGUGUUUGUAUUAUGAGGAACUUGUCCUACCACGUCCACAAAGAGGUGCCAGGCGCUGAAAACUUCCAGGACCCAUCAGCACCGCAGGCCCCCGGCUCAGCGGGACCACAGAGGAAGAAGAAGGAUGAUGCCGGCUGCUUCGGAGGCAAGAAGGCCAAAGGCAAAAAGAAUGGUGAGAACGACAAAAACUACGACACGUUGGAUCUGCCCAAGCGCACAGAGCCGUCAAAAGGCUUUGAGCUGCUGUAUCAGCCGGAAGUGGUGAGGCUGUACCUGUCUCUGCUGACGGAGAGCCAGAACUACAACACCUUGGAGGCCGCUGCCGGGGCUCUGCAGAAUCUCAGCGCUGGCCAGUGGACUUGGUCCAACUACAUCCGGGCCACAGUGCGUAAGGAGAAGGGUCUUCCCAUCCUGGUGGAGCUGCUGCGCUCGGACUCGGACAAGGUGGUCCGAGCUGUGGCCAUCGCCCUGCGCAACCUGUCCAUCGACCGCCGCAACAAGGACCUGAUCGGAAGCUAUGCCAUGCGAGACUUGGUGAGCAACCUGCCCAGCGGUCAGCAGCGGCCAGCUAAGAACCUGGAGGAGGACACCGUGGUGGCCAUCCUCAACACCAUCCACGAGAUCGUCACCGACAGCUCGGAAAACGCCCGCUCCCUCAUCCAGGCCCAGGCCAUAGAGAAGCUGGUGGCCAUCAACAGGACCAGCCAAUCAGCUCGUGAAACAAAGGCGGCGUCCCAUGUGCUGCAGACGGUGUGGAGCUACAAGGAGCUAAGAAACGCUUUGACUAAGGACGGCUGGAACAAGAGCCACUUCCAGCCCACAGCUACCACCACUCCUAAAGCAAUCAAGAACGGCAAACCAGGAUAUGAUGACACCACUCUACCCCUGAUGGAGAAGAACCAAGAUGGCUACUCCACCAUUGACCAGAGGGACAAGGACUGCAAGUACAAGGCAGUUGAUGGCUCAGUGGACCUGACAGAACAGGAGCCAUUAAAGAAUGACACAAAUAGGAAACACUAUAUCAGGAGUAACAGGCCUGCGGUCAGUCUGGUGGACGCUUGUGAUGUUAAGCCCCAGCCUGUUGACUCCUGGGUCUAAAUGCAUGCAUGGCUUAAAAUGAGAAGGGAGCGACGCCCCAGCUCGAGGAGGAUCUCUCAUAUCACCACUGCCAUUUCACAUGGAGCUUACCUUUGAAGUUGGACUUUGUACAGAAAAGAGGAUUAGAAAACAAAAAAUAAUAAUGAUCACAACAGCGACUACCCAGCAGCAGCCAGCAUUCUCAUGCUUUUCAGAGAACAUUUUUAAAAGAAGAAAAAGUGACUACUCCUACUACUUUCUCAUAUCUACAUUCCCACUGGAUAUCGUGUGAUUUUAACAGAGUUGACUCUUGUUGAGCUCUACUGGCGACAAGAAACAGACAGAGGCCGGUGCUGAAGGAAUGGAAAUGUAGCAGGUCGAUGAAGUGAAAUGAAAAGAAUGAAUUGUGAAACGAAUGUGCGAUGGAUGGAAAUCUAUAAGAGAAGAGAAGGAAAAAGGAUGUUUUUAAAUUUCAGGUUUCACAUCUGAGAAGAUUGUGUCCUGAAUUUUGUGGGUUUUGAAGAAUUUUCAAAGUUUGUCGUCGAGGAAUUGGUAUUUUGAUGUGAGACAAGUUUGGAUUGGUUUGUUUGAAGGUCCCUGAAUGUUUGUUUUCAGAACGGCGGGAUGGACACGAGAAAGUCAAAGAAAAGAGAGAGAGCGAGCCUGAGAAGAGAUGUAGCAUAGUGGAUAAACAUGUGCUCCCAGCAGCCUGCUCUCAUAGAUUUACAAUCCAUUUGGUUCACUGUGUUUUUUCAAAAAACUAAAAAGAGAAAAAAAAAAAAGAAAGUGCACUGAGAUGCUUUGAAAUCAAACAUGGUUAACAGGGGAUUGGUUUUAUACAAUGAAGAGUCUGAAGAGAAGUUGUGUGUUCGGAGAAAGGAAAGUGACAAUGUGUGUGCGGAGAAACAGUUUUUGUUAACACUGCAAACAUGAGCUAAAAUGGAGAGACCUUCUGUUUCAUUGUGGUCAACAUGUAUGAGCCAAGUGACAUGUUGACCUUCACUCACAGAGCUGCGGUUACACGUGUAACCGCUCACGUCCUGAAGCAACGUGGUACGUCGAGUUUCCUGCUCGCUUGCUCUUUGUCCAUGAUGUGUAUUAAAGAGGAUAUAAGGCAUUUUUUGUUUAUAAAUGAUUUGUGUUUCUGAAAAGAGAGACAGAGGAUUGUUCUCUUGUUGAAAGGAUAGAUUUAAAAGAUUCUUUUUUUUUCUUUGUUGGUUUUAUGUAAAUGUAUAUUAGGGUCAAAACAAAAAAAAUGGAAAAAUGAAGGAAAAAAACAAACAAAAAAUGGUGGACUUCUUAGUUGUAUGUUAAUAUCACAUUGUUUGGAAAGCACAUCUCAUUUGAUAAAGGCUCACCAUGUUUGUAAGCAAGAAAUAACCACGUAACUUAAAUGUGUGUCAAAUAUUGUCGAGUUAUGCUGACGAUCACCUAUUUAUAUUUUGUAUUUGUCAAAAAAAAGGUAACAGAGAAAAUAAGUUUAUCUGCAGUGUUCUUUCUUAAGGCAAUGAAUACAUAUAUCAAAGCAGACAGUGCUAUUGAGGGGUCAAGGGGAAUAAGACAAGAGGUGACAGUGUUAAUAAAAGUCCCUUCAUUUUUCUUUCCGAUGCAUUCAGACCAAGUAACCACCGGCCCUCAAUCCUUCUUCACACGUGCAUCUUAAAGAGAAAUAUUCAGUCGUGAGCAUGAAGAAAAUCUGUACAGAUGUUUAUAUUAUGUUCUUUCCAAGUGCCAGUUUUUUUGUGGUGUCAUUUGGAUAUUAACUAAUUCAUUCGCGUGCAGGAAGAGAGUACAGACGGACGAGUGGAUCUGGAUAUUCUAGGCAAAAUAAAAAAAAUAAAAAGUUGCAUCACACUGUAUAAAUUAAAACAUUGAGUUUGGUCAUAUAGUAUAUAUUUUUACAACGCUAUAGGGUGAGCAGUUGAGAUGCAGAAAAGCAGAGAGAUACAGAAACUUAUUGCCAUUUCUUUCUCUCGCUUGACGAGCAGCAUUCAAACUCCAGUGGUAACGUGUACGCUGUCCUCUCCAGCUCCAACAGGAGACAGGAAAACGAGAGUCCAAUCCAAGUUGGUAUCACUCACGCGUCAUCGAGUCGAACGGCAUGUGCCUGCAUUGAAGUCUGAUUUUUCUUUGUGACGUAUGUGACUUUAUAAAGCUUGCAUAUUUUACACAGUGUUUACAAAGAUGUACGUUGUGGUAAAUAUCAAUAAACUACAAAAAAAUCUUACUGUAUAAAUUUUACUUUCAGGGGGUACAAAUAGUUAUGAUACCCAGCGUCCCUUUCGUGUGUCCUCAGAAGUGUGUGCUCUCAUUGGACGAUGCUGAACCCUCACAACAUUAUAGACCCACAUGACUGUCUAUUCCUGACUGCACUAAGCGGUGCCACAACCAAAGGAUCCGGAGGUGUAUUUGCAUGCAUUCAAAAUAGAAUUUAAAAAAAUUGGUUUUGUGGAUGUGCAGCACAUUGUACAUUUGCAAAAAUUUAAAAAAUCUAGGCCACUGUGCUGUAAAAUAAAAGCAGGACAUGGACACACAUGGAAUCAAAGAAAUCUAACUGUGUAGAUAACUGAUUCAAGACCGAUCAAAACAAAGUAACUGUACUACUCAGUAGCAGAUGUGUUUGUACCUAUCAUGUGCCUUAACCUUUUCCAUGGUAUAUAAAGAUAAGUGUGUUUUAUAUAACUUUUUUCCUCCCUUUCGGCUGUCAUCUCUCCAUCACCUCUCCCCCUUUCUCCACCUGUGUCAAACCCGGCCUCCCCUUAUUUCCUCCACUCAUCUCACUCAUUCAUGGUUUGUCCUGCAACCCCACCCCCCCUUCCCCAAGACCUGAGUAGUUUAGACUGUUGGUGGGUUUCUGCCUUGUAUGACAUUGUAUUAUAAACUUUUAAAAGAGAUAGAGUCAUUAAAGAAAAAAAUGGUUUUGAUUUCCUAGAGGAGUGAAGUUGUUAAUGCUUUGGUAGCGAGCAGAAGCUAUGCCACAGUGACAGAAUGUAUUAUGUUCAUUUUACUAAUACCCAGAGGCAAAUAUUACGCUUGUUAAACAUAACGGAAAAAUACUGGUUUGUAGAGUAUAAGU
Molecule: messenger RNA, 5913 nt
Organism: Limanda limanda (common dab)
Lineage: Eukaryota; Metazoa; Chordata; Actinopteri; Pleuronectiformes; Pleuronectidae
Gene: arvcfb
Product: ARVCF delta catenin family member b
Exons: 16
Coding region: 120-2858 (912 amino acids)
Biological process (GO): cell-cell adhesion; cell-cell junction assembly
Cellular component (GO): nucleus; plasma membrane; adherens junction
Molecular function (GO): cadherin binding
Source: RefSeq, a predicted model, not a curated record